Podarcis lilfordi (Lilford's wall lizard) is the source of this 6004-nucleotide messenger RNA. NCBI's taxonomy places the organism in Eukaryota, Metazoa, Chordata, Lepidosauria, Squamata, Lacertidae. The record is from the annotation of a GenBank genome assembly.
AUGGCUCCCUUCCCUGAGCAGGUGGAUGUUUCCACGGCCCCGCACUGGCGGAUGAAGCAACUCGUCGGGCUUUAUUGUGACAAAGUAUGAGGGGAGGAGGAGGAGGUGGUUUCUGAGGCGCGGGCGGCGCGCCGGCCAUAGCCGUGGCGGGGGCGCGAGGUGGUCGCGCGCCCCUCGGUACGUGAGGCGCCGAUACACGCCCCUCGGCCCCCUCGGGCCUCGCUCGGCCGGCGGUCGUUUGCGGCGUGAGAGGGGAUGCGCGCGCACCCGCUGAGGAGAGAGGUGCGCCUGCGCAGCUGCCACCGCUUGGCGCGCGCCGUGACUCCUCUCGGCCACCGUCGUCCGCGCACGUGUUUCUCUCUCCCCCCCCCCCUUCCACUGCCACCUACCUCCGCUUGCAGAUUUCCCCUCUUUCUUCCCCGGUUUUUAUGCGCUUAGUUGCGAACCUCUUUCCCUCGCUGCGCUUCCUUAGCCGGAGACGUGACGCAGCUUCUCCACGUGUUGUUGUUUUUCUCUCUGACGCGGCUUUCUCGCCACACGUGUGCACGCACGCACGCGUGUCCCUGGCUUAAGAACCUUUUCAAAAGGCGGCACCCCCGAACGAAGCGCGGGCCUAAGUGCAUUAGCCCUCGACUUUCCCUCCGACACCCCUCUCCACUGUAUACACCCCUCCUCCACUGCGAUUCCCAGCUAUUGCAGAAGGCAGAAACUCUGUAGAAGACAUGAUUGGACUUUUGAUGACACGAACCAUGCGUGUCGCAUAUGGACAAAGAAGAGCUCGUUCAAAAAUCCAAAUGUCAAAAAACAUAGGUGGUUGGCACCCCUCUGUGCGCCUCCGGGGUUGAAGUGAAACUCUAGGAGAGCUACAGUGCCUGCUGUGACUGUAGAGACAUUGGCAUUUCUUUUCUCUGCGCUUCUCCCAGCAGUCCUUCCUCCUCCGGUCGCUGCUGUGGAUGAACAAGGAUUCCCACAUGAUGAGGUUAAUGUUGCCAGCCUUCAUGUCACAUUUGCAAUGCAGAGUUGGUGUGUCAGCAGGCACAACGUAAAGGCAGAUUUUCUCUCCCUGUAUCAUUUUAGAGUGCAUGUUCCUUGAAGCAGAUGUCUUUGCUUUUUAAUUUGGCAGCUUAACAAGUAAGUGAGAGCAAGGAAAUGCUGGCAACAUUAACCUCAUCAUUUGGGAAUCCUUGUUCAUCCACAGCAGUGACCGGAGGAGAAAUGCCAAUGUCUCUACGGUCACAGCAGGCACUGUAACUCUCCUAGAGUUUGACUUCAACCCCGGAGGUGCACCACCUAUGUUUUUUGACAUUUGGAUUUUGGAACGAGCUUUUCUUUGUUCAUAUUCGACAUGCUUGGUUCACUUUUGCACAUUUAGUAGAACUACCAAGGUGGGAGAGAACCCCCCCCCCCCGGACAGUGGGACACACCCAUGGAGUGAGAAAGCACAAACUGUUCAAGAUAGGAUGUGGCAGCUUGCAAGCAGCAGCCGUCUAGGAAAGGGCAGUUGUGGCUGCCAGUUGAGAAACAAGAGUGCUGGAUACUAGUGGCAGAGUUGGCAUUGAUCCCUGCUUUGGGGGUCCCAAGUAGGGAAGAAGUCUUUGUUGUCUGGCCAGAUGUUCCUGGUCUGGGUGAUGAGGUUUGCCUGGAUGUUGCCUCUGUGGUUGUGCUGGGGCUAGUCCUUUGACUCUGGUUGGGAACACUGAUACCUCAGAAUAGUCCAUAGUCACAUAUUUCUAGUGUAGAAGGAUGGUUGCCAACUUAUGGUAACCUGGGCUUUACUGCUGAAUGUAGGAACUGAUUUCCUUGAACUUCUUUUUCAAGACAUUUCAUUUUCUGCCUGCACUGGUGCUAGCAUUAUAGCCUCACUGGCACAUCUUAGUGUAGUAUCUUUUCUAAACUAAUGAAUGAGUAUGUCCUGGAAGUCUCUGAACCUCAGCACUGAACGACAGCACAACCCUAAAAGCACUUUAAAAGCUUGUACUCUUACCAGAUUUAUAAUCAAAACCUUUUUUCCAUAAUUACAACAAAAAUAAUGUAAAUAGAAUACAUUUACUACUGAAGUUAAAACUGAGGUUUUGAUAUAUUUGCCAUAUGUUAAAAUAACUUUAAAGGACUUUUUACCUGUAAUAAUAAUGUGUUGUCAGGUAGGUUUUGUUUUGUUCUUAAUCAGAGUUAGAAACACCUGUGGUGGGGAGGGGAAACACAUUUGACCAGGGAAGUGGGAUGGUGUCAAAUACCUUUUUAGAGGAUAACAUGAUUUAUUGAGUAUUAGCCCAGAAAGAAAUUGAUCAUUUUUUGUUUCUUCCCAUCACCUUUCUAAGACCAACUUCACCAACAACAAUGACUUCGGGGCUCUCCUCCAAUACCUAUAUGCUACUUUAAGGAAUUCAAAAUGCAUGAACAAAUUGAAGAUGACUACAUAAUUGGAUUACUUCAGCAACGCGGCUGGACUGUGUGUAGUGUACACUCAGACAAUAAAUUCUCAGAAAUGCUUGGCCUCUGAGAAAGGGUUGAAGAAUGUGAAGGUGAGCUUUCAGAAAGAAGAGUGUCUGGUUUCCGGGUGGUACAAUGCAAAAUCCCAUUUCUGAGAUCAUGUGUGAAUUUGUGCAAUCUCAGUGUAGUUCUGGUACCACAAGGCUGGUUGUAUAUAUGCUUGCUUAGAAAGAAGCCAUGCUACACUUAGUGAGGCUUAUUUCCCUUUCUUUCCCAGCUGUGCUCCUAACUAUUUCUGGUGCUCAGAGAAGUAGUCUUACUUUCUUUUCUUCCCUAAGAUUUGUACAAACCCCCCAAAGUUUCCCAACCAAACAGUAUUAAAACUGCGUGGAAAAUUGACAUUUGUCAGUGUGCUUUAGCGCACUUCCUGGGUGAGGAAAAUAAAUGAAAUAAAUUGGAAAACUGCUGACUCUGACCUCCUCUUGGGCUGCCCAUUCCUCCUUGGCCACUGUGGUGCCUCCAGGCUACCAGCUCUGACAGAGUUUAUUUUGGCCAACCGACCUCUCUUCUUUUGCCUUCUUCCAGUUUGAGACCAUCCAGGGGGCAGAGCCCCCAAGAAGAGGCAUCGCCUUGUGGGGAGGCCUUGCAAGUGAGUUUAUCCUGAGUGGUGCAGGGAGGGGAGAGAGGUUACUGGUUUCCAUAGAAACACAUCACCUGUAGCUUCCCUAGAAAAAAGAUGUUCCUAAGAGAUUUGCCCUGUACAACAAACCAGGUGCUUGGGUUUUAUUGACACCCAAGGCUCUCACUGGCCCCUUUUAAGAUAUGUAGGCACCCGGCUGUCUCGGGAGACAAAAGAGGAGUGAGGUGUGGGAAUGUUCAGGGGUGCAGGAGAGGAUAUAUUGUGAGAUUAUAUCCUAAUCCAACUUGUGCUAACAAGUUCCCAAAAUAUCAGCAGAGUUUAUAGACGUUCCCCUUUAAGUUCGCAGCGGUAACGUGUGCACAGGUUCGCUAGAACCUCUAUAAUAAUUACUCUGGUAAUUUCCCCUUUGCUCCCUCUUAAAAUACAAGACAUGACACAGUCUUUAUAAAGGUAUAAAAGAGUUUACUCACGUUCUGUUCACAAUAUGAUCCCAGAAGGCAGACAGCUUAAAAAGGUUACAUACAUUCAGAAUCUAUCUUGUAGCAAGAUAGUCCUUAUCUCCUCUCUUGGCUGAGAGCCAAGAGGGCAACCUUAGAUGUUUCCUCAUUGAAGGAAAAUGGCAGAGAGAGAGAGAGAGAGAGAGAUGGCUGCCUGCCCUGUGCUUUUGUCAUUACCUGCACAGGUGAGGCCACACCCACCUCUGGUCACAUGCGGAGGAAGUCCGUCCCCAGGAAGUUUACCUGCUUGCUGGACAGACAUCCCUUCCCAUGUUCUAACAUGUACACUCUAGGAAUGUUGUCAUUGACUGCUCCUGUGUUUACAUCCCACAUGAGGUCCUUUUGGGGGGAAGACAAACUGCUGGAAGGUGGCCUGCUGUGGCCAUAGAGGCUGAUAGGGGAGAGACAUGUUCUGUUGCAUCUGGGGCAGAGGUAGGCAUCCGGUUGUGCUGCUGCAUUGGCACCAGGGCAUUUCAUCUCUCUGCACUCCUAGCAGUCAUUCCUCCUCCGAUCCUUUCUGUGGAUACACGACUAUUAGGCAUUCAUGCACUGCAACCCAGUUCAUCUCAGGGCUAUCCAUAGCCAACUGGUGAGUGACACAGAGUCACAAAGCCUUAAUCAGAUGAGGAACAACCCCUGUCCCUUGUAAGAGAGGACAUCAGUGGGAGCUGCAAAAGCAUUUCCUCCUCCUCCUUGCAUUCGAGAUGUUGACUUCGGUGUUUCCAUGCCACAUUUGCAUCCGAGCGAGGAACAGGUAGCACACCAGUUCAGCUCAGGUUUUGAGACGAUAACAAUUAUGGGGGUUAAGGUAGCCAUUAUUUCUCCUUUGGUCCAUUGACCGAUAGGUAGAUGCAACUGCAGGCCACAGAGAGGGAUGUCUGAAGAAGUGGGGAUCCUCUCUUGAGAGGCAGCAGGAGGUUCUGCUGCUCUUGCCGCCCCACCAGCAGCCAAGGCAGAAAGGAGGCUGGGGAAACCCAGCCAGAUGGGCAGGGUAUAGAUAAUAACAAUAAAAUGCCAGGAGAUUGUCAGGGGUGGAUUUGGGAAGCAGGAAGCAGACAUAGGCAAAGUGAGGAUCCAGGCAUGCUUCUAGCUCCAGAGAUUUUAACCACAGAAAUACUGAAAAGGUGUGUUUUUUUUUCUUUAUUCCUUCUGCUAUACACAGGAAAUUGCACCAAGGAGCGAAGUGCAUUGCCGGGACUUGUCACACCCUCUUUCUCCAAGCUCCACUUAUACCUACACCCAAAAGAAAAAACAUUCCUCCAUCCCCCCUCAAUAACACCUGCCCGUCCACCUCUCAGGUUUCUGCCUCCCACAUCCCAAAAACAUUCCUUCCCACCCCGCAAAAACCCAUCAUUCAUACCCCACAAGUCUCCAUCUCUCCGCACCUCUCAAGAACCCCCAGGGGUUUUUUAGUUUCAAGGGAGAAGGGGGCAUAUUCUGGGACAGUUUCAGGGUUUAAGGGGGCAUAUUCUGGCCAAGUUCCAGGGGCCAUGGGGGCAUAUUUGGGGAGGGUUUCCGGGGGAAGGGGGCAUAUUUGGGGAGGGUUUCAGGGGGGCAUAUUCCAAGAUGGGCUGAAGGGAGAGGGAGCAGAGGAGUGGAACAAUUUCUGAGGGGGACUCAGGGCGGAGGGGGAUAUCUUCGGGGAGGAUUUCCGGGGGGAAGGGGGCAUAUUCCAGGGUGGGCUGAAGGGAAAGAGCGCAAAGGAGUGGAACAAUUUCUGAGGGGGACUCAGGGCAGAGGGGGAUAUCUUUGGGGAGGAUUUCCUGGGGGAAGGGGGCAUAUUUGGGGAGGGUUUCAGGGGGCAUAUUCCAGGGUGAGCUGAAGGGAGACGGAGCAGAGGAGUGGAACAAUUUCUGAGGGGGACUCAGGGCGGAGGGGGAUAUCUUCGGGGAGGAUUUCCGGGGGGGAAGGGUUAAGGGGGGUAGGGGCGUAUAGGAGGGAGUGGGCAAGGGCGGAGCUGGGAUGGGGGUAAAAACUUGGCUAGAAUAUGCCCUGUGAAACUUGGCUAAAAUGUGCCCCAUGGAACCUGGCCAGAAUAUGCCCCCUGUUCCCGGAACAGACAAAAUAUUCAGGAUAAAAUCAAUCUAAAAAUAAAAAAGGGCUGGGUGAUUGCCUGGUGUUUUUGAGCUUAUAAUUACUUAGAGACAAUAUAAUACAGAAAAGCAGAAAUCAAAGACUUGAUGACAAAAACAUUGAAAUUAUGAAAGAAAUCCCAACUCGCUUACUUAAAAAAAGAAAAUUACAAAACUAUCGGCACAGCACUUUGGAAAAACAGAAUUCCGUACAGAUGGAAUUCCCCAAGGGAAUCACCUUCACGUAUAAAGAAAGGAGGAAGACCUUCAGAACUGUAGACAAAGCAGGAAUCUUCUGGAGAAAAUACAGGAAGGACCUGGGAGGAGAAAGAGUUCAGGAAUUGGAGGAAGAAGGACUGGAGUAA